Molecule: messenger RNA, 654 nt
Organism: Aspergillus ochraceoroseus IBT 24754
Lineage: Eukaryota; Fungi; Ascomycota; Eurotiomycetes; Eurotiales; Aspergillaceae
Exons: 3
Coding region: 145-447 (100 amino acids)
Source: RefSeq, a predicted model, not a curated record
UGAAGUGGUCCCGGUGACGUUUGGACGAGGUGUGAGGCUUCAAGAUGCGAACGGAUGCUUGAAUAGGUCGAAUCUGAUAGUGACCCCAGGAUAGCUGAAGAUAAUAAUGGGAAGGUGGGUCGGAGCGAGGCCUUGGGAUGAAAAAUGGGAUUUUCGGUGUUUUUCUAUUUCGAGGUGCAAGAGUUAAAAAAAAAAAAAAUCCAACUAACCUCCCAUGGUUAUUAUAAAAAUAAAUCCAGGUAUUUACUCUGGAAGAAGAAGAAGAAGAAGAAGAAGAAGAAGAAGAAGAAGAAGAAGAAGAAGAAGAAGAAGAGAUCCUUCAUCAUCCCACCUCCAUUUCAGUUGCCUGCCUCCUUUCUCUUGACAACGGGGACACGGAAGAGAGCCGAAGGACACCAAAUUCUUCCUCCUUUCCUUUCCUUUCCUUUCCUAUUCAGUAUGGAAUAGUGGAAUACAUUCUCUUGUUAUAGAUGCUCUGCCACGUGCAGAGGAGAAAAUGACCCUGGAAGCCACGCGAUCUGCUAUUUUUAUUCUCAUUAGUUACUUAGUAUACGUAUAGUUAUAGAUAGAUACCUAUCAGUUAUCCCCUUGCUUUAGGGUGAGGUUAGGGUUUUAGGGUAGUAAAUGAGAGUCAAGUAUAGCAGUUGAUAACAG